ACAGUUUGAAAUGUACCAUGGGGCAGGGAAAAGCACUGUCUUCGCUCGCCAGGCGCGCGUGGCGGCAUUUUAUCAACUUUACGAGCGUCAUCAGCUGAUGGAGUGAACGACUCCAGCUCGGAGUAUGUGCAGUGUAGUGUGCGAAUCUCUCUGGUAGAGUUUCUGAACGAACCGAGGCUUUUGAAAUAAUUAGCGAGCAAAGUUCUUGAUCUUGAUCAUGAGAUAAUCAGACAGUUGUCUGCGUUUAACAAUUUAACCAUCAAAUUUCGGGGAAGAUUUUGAAUAGAAAAGUUAACGGUGACUUUCAAAGAAAACGGAAGCAUCGUUAAAAAAAAAAUACCCCCUCUUGAAAAAUUUUUUAAUAGGUGACAGUGAUGUGAAAAUUAUUAAUUUAACUUUUUCUAUUUUAAACGAAAUUUGAAGCUCGAGUGCUUGCAGUACGAAGACUGUUUACUGGAGACUUGUAUUUGUCUGGCGGAUAGACAGAAUAAUGCAGACUGGAGGCUACCCAGACGCCGUGUCGCAGUACAUGCUGUGGCCUUAUAUGCAGUUUUUCCAUAACAAAGGUCACGAUUUUACUCUUCAUCCUGCAUUUUUGAACACGGCCAUGCCUGCCUACCCCACCUACUGCCGCAACAUCGUCGGCGGCCACUCCAGCAACCUGGCGCUCUGUGUCAACAACAACAACAACCACCACCUCCACCACAACAACAACGACACUGAGUGUCCGAGUCACGACAUCCACCACCAUCCACUCCACCACAGCCACCCUCACAACCAUCACGGGUUGUCGCCCAGAAAAGGUCGUCGUUCACGAUAGACGCAAUACUUCACGGAGAUCGGGAGAAGAAGGAAGAGGUAAAAGAUUUCUCUCCAUCUUCCAGCCUGGCUACUCCACCUCCCCACCCCGCGCAGAUGCAGCAGACGACACCUGAGAGCUACCUGGCUAUUCGUCGACAUCAAAGACUCCUGGGAUCAGCUCACCCUUACUACGAAAAAUCUGCGACAGCAGCUGGUGGACUCAAGUCGUCUGCGAAAGGUUGCUCUGAGCGGAAGUCGUCAGGGAAAGGCAAGCGAGUCCGCACCAUCUUCACACCUGAGCAACUGGAGCGUCUGGAGGCGGAGUUUGAAAGACAGCAGUACAUGGUGGGCACAGAAAGGUAUUACCUGGCGGCCUCCUUGAGUCUGACAGAGGCCCAGGUGAAGGUGUGGUUCCAGAAUCGCCGCAUCAAGUGGCGCAAACAGACUCUGGAGCAGCAUCAGGCGCGACUGGCCUCCAUGUACUCCAGCGCUGGGGCCAGCGACAGCGACGACGACGAAGAGGAUAGCGCGGAGGAAAAGGACGACGAGGGAUUAUUGCAGCUCCGGACCCAGAGUUCCGCGUGUCCUGGCCCACACGACCCAGGCUCGAGGAAGCCAACGGCGAGGAUUUUGUUAACAGCUAGGUCACAGAAGUGAACACUGCCGGGCUGAGCGUUCACAGCUAGCGUACGUAGAGAGAACAUGGCUGGUCACAGCUAGGUCACGGCACUGGAGUGAGCGUUCAUAGCUAGCUCACACGGCUGGCGUGACUGUUCACAGGUAGGUCAAGUAGAGUGAACACAAGACCGAGAUGCCUGCUCAAAGAGAAUGAAUGGCAGAUCAGAUUGACUGUUCACAGAUAGGCCACUUAGAGGUGAACAAGCUGUUGUGACAUUAUUCACAGCUGAGCUACAUCAAGUGCGCUGUGCUCGUAUAGAGACGGGGGAUAGCUUUUGUAGUCAAAGCUGCCGGGUAUGUAACAGACAUGUGCUGUUUGUCAACAAGUAUGUUCUGGAACUGCACGGUCAGGUUUCUGGAACUGGCAAGUCUCUGUGACCAGGUUUCGUGCCAUGUUUGUCUCAUGCUACAAUCUCCUCGCUCGCUAGGUUCUGUCAAUUCGCAAACUAGUGUCCUCGCCGGGGGGUAUGAAUACAGUGUGGGGGUAAGACAACCGAAUGUCACGAGGGGAGAGACCAAACCACCCCUCCAAGCACCAUGACUGUCAUGUGUAAAGCACUUGUCGAUGCGGUCAGUGGGAGGCCACGCAGACACCGGCUCAAAACUGCUAUCAAAUACUUUUUAUUACUUUUUAAAUACUGUUUUUACAUUGUUCUCUUCUUCGUUCACAUGUACUUAAGUUCACAGCAGCGAAGAGAACAUCGAUGGCCAUGUACAUGUGGCCAAGCAGUCGUGGCAUGUACAUCUGAUUGUGUGUUGUCAUUCACCAUAAGAUGCAGAUGUUGAAUACCACUCUCUCUUGACUGCACGAGCGAACGUGACAUGAUGCUCGUGAAACAAAGUCACGUGCAAGUUCAGAAAUACGGAAAACUCGCUGGGCGCUGAACGUAGACCUGUCUUUGGUGUGCAUGCUGUGGUUAGAAUAAUUAUGAAUCAGUUGUUGUGUAGCGGUAACAGUGGCUAAAUGUUGUUUUAUAUACAUAUAAUACGCUGGAGGCUAGCCAGGUGUUAUGUAACUAGAGUCUAGGCAGGUUGCUGCUUGUUAAUCGAGUGUUUGCAUCGACUAUAGGCCUCACAGCCCAGAUCUUAGAAAGAGUGAAGGAGAGCAGGAAUGUGUGAGUGUGAGAGAGAGAGAGAGCGAAUGAAAGCAAGAAAACAAGAAAGAAUGCUAUAAGAACUUGUUACAGUAUUGGAGUGUUUUGAUGCUUAACAGUAAAAGUGUUAACCAAAGUAAAAAGAAACGCUUUGCAAUUCAAUGAAUUUUGUUGCUUUCUUCCCACGUGUGUGUAUGUUUAUGUACUACAAUACAUAUAUAUAUAUGCGUGUUUUGUACAUGCGCUCGUGUAUGUGUGUGUGGUGUUGGGUGCACUCGCACGUUACUAUAUAGAACGCGCCAAGUAGACCACGCACGCGCACACCGUCGAUCGUCCGAUCCGUCUAUUUACUCUUCACAAAGAAACCACGCCUGAGCGACUAUAAGUUCACCCUUGCGCCAGGUAUUUAGGGGUACCUCGAGGCUUCUCCGUGCAAACAAAUGAUACCAUUACUGAGACCACUGUCACCUACUUGCCACCACUCUAAACCCUCUUUCUUCACUCUCUCUCUCUGGACUGAAGAAUGCCCUUAGGAGAGAUGUCUCGUAGCUGAAAGUUAAUCAGCCACUCAGAGAAUUCUUUGUCCCAAAAAGGCGAGUUUACAGGAGGAGAACGCGCUGUUGGGAAGCUUGCUAAAUGAAGUGGUCAGUCCCUGACAAUGAAACCAACGGCCUUCACCCAGCGGCCACAUGAA
Molecule: messenger RNA, 3267 nt
Organism: Pomacea canaliculata
Lineage: Eukaryota; Metazoa; Mollusca; Gastropoda; Architaenioglossa; Ampullariidae
Product: homeobox protein not2-like
Exons: 3
Coding region: 916-1458 (180 amino acids)
Biological process (GO): neuron differentiation; regulation of DNA-templated transcription; central nervous system development
Molecular function (GO): DNA-binding transcription factor activity, RNA polymerase II-specific; DNA binding
Source: RefSeq, a predicted model, not a curated record